AUGAGCGAGAAUAUCAGGUGGCUUUCAAUUUUCAUCGUGCUGUUGAUGAGAAAAGACAAGACGGUUCACACUUAUUUUCAGCGCGGUUUGUUCUACGAUCAAUGGAAAGUUGCGAGGGAUGUAGACCUUGACAUAACUCAAGUUCUUCAAAGGAAAAAACCAGCUGAAAAGACUUCUGCUACCACCAGCGUUGAAGACAUGGGAGUCGAUGAGGUUUCAAGCUGGAUGAUGAGUCUGGAAUUACCAGUCAAUGCCAUAGAAAUAGUCAAGAAGGAGGGACUGAAUGGCAAGGAUGUUGCUGCAUUGACUGUUGAGGAGAUGGAGACUGAACUGGGACUCAGCAGAUUACAAGCUAAGAAGCUGAUGAAUCGCAUACAAGAAUUCAAAAAGCCGGCCGAAGUGAAGGAAGCUGCCUCAAAGUCGAUGGAACUUCGGGGUCUGCAGCCGUUGAAUGCUCGGAAAGACUCAAACAUGGAUUGGAAUGCUGUCUUGGACGAAAAGGAGUCAGCGACAACUUAUGACUCAAAGACGGACGCGUAUGAGUAUGAGCAGGCUUCCGGAACAAUAACGGAGAAAGAGGCUAAGAAGUUGAGGAAGCAGAUUCGAGACCUCAAACGACAGAAGAAAGUCUCGGAAGGAGAUACCAAGCAAGCAAUCAAGCUUGAGAUUGCAAAGCUUGAGGCACUUCUGUCACAAUCAGAGAGCGAAAAGUUAAACCAGUACCAAAACUUGACAGAAGACGGUGGUGUGCGAAUGCGGGUCAUCAGCGAAGGAAAAGGAUAUCAGCCAGAGAAGUGGGCAAGGGUUGAAGUUCAUUUCACUGGAAAAGUUCAAGGAGGGGAAAUUUUUCACAACACUCGGACUGGGGGAUAUCCAGUCAAGUUCAUCGUGGGUGCGAAGCAAGUGAUUCCGGGGCUGGACGUUGGGAUUAAGGCGAUGAAGGCUGGCGGACGGGCUGACUUCAUCUUCUCGCCCGAGUAUGGAUACGGAUCCAAGGGACGGAAGCCUGUGGAUGACGAGCCUGAGGUCUUGCCUGGAAGUUGGCUGGAGUAUAAUGUGGAGCUUAUGGCCUUUGAAGCCAAGCCUCUGGGCUUCCCGUUGAGCUCGGCUGCGGACAACAGACCAAGCGGACAGGGAGCCCCUGAUACCCAGGAGGAUUUUCCUGCCCUCCCGUCCAGGGAUAGAAAUCAGCCAACGGGGGUGGCAGGAACUUCGAACACAGGGAAAGUUAUGCAAGGAUGGGCAAAUGUCGUGAAGAAUUCAGCGGCGAAGGCAAACGAAACUGUUGUGAAAGAACAAGUUCACAAGAGAUCCCAUUCAAGUGUUUUUUUCGCUUCUGUUGAUUAUAUCAAGCUUAAAGCUUUCCGCUCUCUAGGAACUCCUGCUUCGGUCUACCAUGGAGGCGGCGAGAACCAUCAGACUCCUCUGACCCCAGGGAAGUCACCGAGAAAGCUUCAGGAUCUUGACAUGCAUGCGGCCUUGCUCAACAUGGACUCGCUUUCUCUGGACGGCACUGAAGCAACCGAAGAAGAGAUUGUCGACUCGGAUCCAGAACUGGCGGCUCUCGCUGCCGGCAGGUCGACAACGACGAAAUUCAAUCUCGCGCGAGCUGCUGGUCUGACGAAGCCAAACGAGGGUGGAGAGAGCGAUGACUCGUGA
Molecule: messenger RNA, 1659 nt
Organism: Guillardia theta CCMP2712
Lineage: Eukaryota; Cryptophyceae; Pyrenomonadales; Geminigeraceae
Product: FKBP-type peptidyl-prolyl cis-trans isomerase
Exons: 18
Coding region: 1-1659 (552 amino acids)
Molecular function (GO): peptidyl-prolyl cis-trans isomerase activity; protein binding
Source: RefSeq, a predicted model, not a curated record